Molecule: messenger RNA, 2355 nt
Organism: Cylindrotheca closterium
Lineage: Eukaryota; Bacillariophyta; Bacillariophyceae; Bacillariales; Bacillariaceae
Source: the annotation of a GenBank genome assembly
AUGAUGCUUUCGAGCCGAUCAAGGGCGAUCAUUUGCGCCCUCUUCCUCUUUCUGGUUAUUCUGGAAGUAAAGUCUUUUGUCCCUUACAAAAACUUUGCCGUUCCAACCACUUCUCAAUUGGAUGCUAUAUCUCGAAAGGGAAAAGAAAGCUCUAGACUAGCAAGGCUUCGCGUGAAUAGGGAUAGACUGCAUCGCGUUGUCAAAUCUAUUGAAUACUAUGGUCAGACGGAAGGAAGCGAAAGAAGGGCCUCUUGUGUAUUGUUGAAUGCUAUGAGGAUGCUCUUGGAAGCCAAAACACAAGAUAAGAUUUCUCAUGUUGGAAAUCUUUUGAACAAGAUUGAUAUUGUGAACGAAGAAUGCCGCCCAAUUCAAGAGCGUGUUAUAACUGCAACAAGCUUAGCAGGACUUGUUUCGAUUUCAACAAAUAUCCUCACCAACAUGCUACACUCUUCGUAUCUACCAUCGAGCAGAGCUUACAUUGCUGCUUGCAGUGCAUUGCGGCAGACUGGUCGUCUCGAAGAGCUUGAAAGACUUAUCUAUGACUUGGCUGAGUUAGGGACGAAGUUGGACACUGCCAUCGAUGUUGUUGCCUGGAACAUAUAUCUAUCCUCUUUAUGCAGCUCGAUUGACAGCCCCAAUGAUCCUACUCUUGCUCGCAUCUGGGAAUGGAUGCAGCCCAGUGUGGCACAAAGAUUGUUUCGCGUGACACCUGACGUGACAUCCUUCAAUAUUUUGCUCGAUGGGGCAGCAAGGGUGAGAAACACAACCUUAGUGGAGCGGGUUUGGCACGACUUAAAAGGCCAAAGAGGGGUCGAACCAGACAUUGUGUCGUACAAUGCACGAUUGAAGGCUUCAUCCGGGGCUUCAUCCAGGGCCGAGUGCUUUGACAUACUCGAGGAAAUUGAAAGCAGGAAUAUCUCUCCCGAUGCUUUCACAAUUGAUUUGGUGAGCAAUCAUUUGAUCCGAGCUGGUCGAUAUGACGAUCUUCAAAGUAUGGUUGAUCAGUUUCUGACCGACAAAUCGGAACGAGACAAGAGCAAAGCUUUAGCAGCCUUUUUGGUCACUCUAGUGCAACAGGAAAACAUCGAAUCCGCGCGAAACCUUUUCGACAGAUGCGCUUUGGAUGAACCAUCAGUCUCAUCGGUGUCUCCAUGCACUCGGCACUUUAACAUCCUUCUUGAUGGUUACAGCAAGAUUGCACAACUUAGCCUAAGUAAGGAUCAACUGGCAUUGAUCCAGAAAACACUCGAGAAUCCAUCCGGUACUUUUGAUAGCCUGGAUCUGGAUCCCAUCAAAGUGGCUGCGCUCACAGAGGGAAGAGAAUUGUGCCGAAUGGUUGUGUCAUUUGGUGUGGAACAGGACCCAUACACCCUCUCGUCCAUGAUAAGUCUUUGUAUCUCGUCUGAUGAGAUUAUUGAACUCAUGAAUGGUUCGACAGCGCCCUUGAGUCCUGCCGUAAUAAGAUGUGCUAUUACUUACCUUGGUCGUCUGGGGGAUCCAUCGCAGGCUUGCAGAGUUUUUGAUCAGUUUGCAUUUCAGUCCUACAAUAAUCGAGUCUGGAACGUUCUUCUUGGGGCUCUAUCAGAGGGUGCAAAACAAGGCAACAGUAUCUUGGACAUCAAGUCCACGAUCUCGUCCAAGAGACAUGUCCUUGAAGGCAAAGGCAUAUCUUCACUUGUUGAUGGCCUGACUUGUGCCGAUGCAGCUCAAACUCUUUUGAGUGCAAUGAAUGGCAUGAUGGAGCGAGUCGAAGCCCCAAAACCAAAUUCCCAGAGUUACUGCUUGGUCGCAGCAUCGGCCUCACAGAUCGAAUCUGUCGACCCUUCAAUUGCAAUGAAACUAUUUCGGAAUGCUACAAGCGAUGGAAUUCCAGCGGAUGGCCGGUUUGUGAAUGCGGUUUUGCGCUGUUUUGGAGGCAACUUAGAGCAAGCACUAAAAUUCUGGAAGGAAGAAAUGCGAAUGGCGUGUAUAGAACAUGAAUCGAGAUCAAGAACAAGGGCUAUUCCAAAUUCUAGGCGUCCGAAAAAGAACCUGAUUGCUGCAUACAAUGGACUCUUGUACGUCUGCGGCCGUGCCAUUCGACCAGACACUGCAGUAAGAGUGGCAUACGCAAUGCGCAAGGAGGGCCUUGAGCCAAAUGAAAUAUCACUCAAUGGCUACAAAGCUGGAAAGCGGCAGCAAGAAAAGUUGGACCGGCACAAAGAUACCAACUACAACCUGGGAGCUUGGUUCAAAUUUCUCCCAAAACCAAACAUGAUCCAGCAAUAUGAAAGCUUACUCUAUAUCGAAUGUACCAAGUACAACCCAGAUAACAAACGAACGUCAAAUGACCGACGAGUUCGCAUCAUUUUGUAA